Molecule: messenger RNA, 2712 nt
Organism: Python bivittatus (Burmese python)
Lineage: Eukaryota; Metazoa; Chordata; Lepidosauria; Squamata; Pythonidae
Gene: DCST2
Product: DC-STAMP domain containing 2
Cellular component (GO): membrane
Source: RefSeq, a predicted model, not a curated record
UCGUGGCAGAGAGUCUCUUCCCAAACUCUCUCCCCACAGCUUUCGAGCCCAGGCUGUGCCUGGGUUUUCUGGACCCUUUCCCCACCCACCUAUGUGCCCUCUGGGUGCCCUUGGCUUGCUUCCGGAGCUCACCCGGGGCAUCUGUGCCCCAGCUGAGGGUCCAUGGGCUUCUUGCCAAAGAUCUCCCUCCGAUGGCUGAGAAAGGGGCGGAAAAAAAGCAAGAGCCGGCGCAGGAAGAAGAAACCGCUUCCGCAGGUGGCAGAGGACAGCCUGGGACGGGCGACGGUCCGUAGCAUGGGGGGCUUCGCCCUGGGGAUGACCCUCUCGGGAGCCUAUGGGGCCUUGGUCAUUUUUGGCCAAGGCUACAGUAUUUGGUAUUGCCUGCUCUCCGCCAUCACCCUGGCCCUCGCCCUCGGCCUUGGCAUGGCAUUUUCCUGCAAAGUCCGGGUGACCGUCCUGCUGAUGCUGCCUCAGUUUUUUUCGAAAGAGGGCAAGAUGGUUCUUAUACUCCUGGCCUUCGGAAUGGCCAUGGAAGGACCCUUUGCCAACAUCAUCCGGAAUUUCAACCGGAGCGCCGACACCGUCUCGUGUGGUGCUGAACUGGCCCUCAACCAGACAGCGGAAAUGCUGCAGCGAGCCCGGGAACCCCUGAUCAAUGCCUUAAAGAAAAUCAAGGAUAUUGCCAAGAAAGCCAAAGUGGUUGGGGACCGUGUCCGAAAGCUUUUCCGGUCUGUCAUGGAUGCGGUGCGGCAUGUUGCCCAUUGCCUGCGCAACGUUUGGUACUUCCUUCUUCACUUGGGCGAUAUUUGCAACGAGGAGAUGGGUACCCCGUAUCGGAAGUGCGCCCGCCUUUUUGACAACGCCAAGGACGAGUGUGAACGGGUCAUUCCUUUCCUUUCCUUUCUCUGCCAUGUUGUCCUUCUCUUCAAAUAUCUCUGUGGGUUGGCUAACGUCCUCCUGGUUUUCUGCAUCAUUCCUCAGUACAUCGUGCCAUUUUUGCGUCGCAAGGUUGCCGAACCCAUCGUGGCCCUGCUCAAUCGCGUGCGGGCAGAGUUCGAGUUCAACAUCACCACCAUCCACCAGUACGACGUGAGCGUCAACGCCAGCAAGAAACUCUCCCAGGUAGCCUUCGACAUCAUGGAGGAAGUGUCCGAGCGUCUGCAACCGGCACGAGAAGCCGUGGGGCUCUUCGGCUACAUGUCCACCCUGGUCCUGCUCUACAUGUACAUUGGGGCUCUCUUGUACCGAAAGCAUUACUUGCACGAGGACAGUUUCGACAACAUCUAUAUCACCCAGCCCUUUCUCGAAAUGGAUGCCGUCCGGAGGAAGACCAAGAGGCCCAGCGUGCUACCCCUGUCGCCGAAGGAAAGCACCAGAUACAUCCGUCCAACCUCCCUCGUGUUACCGCGCAGGGAACAGAUUGCCUAUGCUCUGUCUCUGAUCUCCAUCUGCCGCCAGUUCAUCCUGGUCAUUCUUCUCAUUGUCGCCGACUUCUCGGUCUACUGGCUCUUCGACUUGGUGCGCUACCACCUGGUGGGCGAAAUCGUUGCUAGAGCCCCCGUGACAACCACGAUCAGCGUGAACGGUUCAGGCUAUACCAGUGAACUCUAUCGUGAUUUAGUCUCAGCCUUUGACGUGCUCCAGGAGGGAAAUAUCAGCGUGGUGUCCCCGAAAUGCCGUUUGCACCCAUCGGAGCCCGAUUACAACGGUUACCUUGUGAUCGGCCUCAUGUACGGUAUCUGUUUAUUCAGCGCCAUAUUUGGCACGUACAUACAACGUAUGCGGCGAGCUCUCUGCGCAUGGUAUUACCCUUCUCGGGAGCGGGAGCGAAUUUGCUACCUCUACAACACUAUUUUGACGCGAAGGACUAGGCUAACAACCGCUGUGCUUAAGGCUGUGCGGCAACGCUCUGCAGAUGAAGGCCACCGAAACAUUUUACUCAUCUUUGCAGCCAAGUUCCGUCUGUGUAGGUGGUUGGUUAAGAAGUUGGGCAUCCAUGAAGUGUAUUGUAUGGGCUGUGGGAUAAUCCACAGGGACGCGGACAGCGAGGACUUUGUGACAUGCAUCACACCAGCGUGCCGAGGAAUAUACUGCCCCGAAUGCUACAAGCUUCUCGACAACAUCUGUUCCAUCUGCAUGGCCCCGCUCACUUACCAGGGAGACAUGGAUGAGGAGAUGGAUUCGAGUGACGAGGAAGCUAUGGCUCUCUGGACUAAUGCUGUGCAUGCGCUGCGCGGGAUACCAGAUGAAAAACGGCAGAGACAGCGGCAGUUGUUGAAGGGACGGAUCGAGCGGGCUGUGAAAGGAAAAGGCGGGUGCCGCGCGUUGCCUCCAGAGCUGGCGAAGAAAAUCUUGGCCCAAUUGAAGGAGGAGGAGGAAGAGGAAGAGGAGGAGGAAGAUGGUAGCAGGAGUGAGGAGGAUUUAUCCUCCAGCUCAGACGAAAACAGCAGCACUUCCUCCAGUUCUGCCGCAAGCCAUCUUGACUUCAGCUAUCAGAAGGAGGCUGAGACAAGCAGCGGGGAGGAAUUGGAGGAAGUGAAAACCGACCGAAAACCUCACUCGAAGAAAGAUGCAAAGAGAAUCCGAAAGAAAUGAUGUUUCCCGUAGACUGAUAAACAAAAUGAUUCAACAGGACAAAAUAUAGCAUUAUUCUUUAAGCUCCUGAUGAUUCUGUGGAUCUUUCCGGAUUGGGUUUUUGGCAACAAUACAGAA